AUGGAAUCAAGCAAAAGAAACAUUUACUCCUUCAAGAUCAAAGAUCCCGAUCUAAGGAGCUUAUGUGACUUGGUCUCUCAGAUGCACCCAGUAUACAGAAUCAACUUUGGAAAGAAUUAUGGCAACCUGCUCAGCAUCCUCAAUCAACAAGUGAACCAUACAACCUUAAUCACUUUAGCCCAAUUCUAUGACCUACCUUUAAGAUGCUUCACAUUCCAAGACUUCCAGCUAGCACCAACGUUGGAAGAAUUCGAGCGUCUUGUUAGGAUUCCUAUGAAGAACAAGCCACUAUUUGAAGGGAUAUAUGAACCUUUGCCCCUUGAGGUCAUUGCUAGUGCGCUUCACAUGGAUGAAAAGGAAGCAGAGGCUAACUUAGAGACCAAAGGGAAUACCAAAGGAUUUUCACUAAGUUUUCUUUUGGAAAAAGCUCAUACCCUAUUGAAGGCAGAAAGUUGGGAUGCUUGUUACUCUGCUAUUGCAUUGGCCAUCUAUGGCGUCGUCCUGUUCCCGAAUAUGGAUGGUUUCGUAGACAUGACUGCCAUUUGUGUUUUCUUUACUGGGAACCUAGUACCCACUUUGUUAGCCGAUGUCUACUAUUACAUAAGUCAUAGGUAUACUAAGAAGAAGGGAUUGAUUGUUUGUUGUGCUCCUUUAUUAUAUCAGUGGUUUCUAGAACAUAUUCCGAAGACAGGUGCUUGGGUUGAACAGACAGAUGUUAGUUGGCCUCAGAGAUUGGGAUCACUCCGAUCUGAAGAUCUCUCUUGGUACUCCAAAGAAUACAUCAACAUGGAUAUUAUAUUCAGUUGUGGAGAUUUCCCAAAUCUACCGCUUAUUGGAACUUAA
This is a messenger RNA of Lathyrus oleraceus (garden pea), 843 nucleotides long. RefSeq lists its product as uncharacterized. The record is from RefSeq and is a predicted model, not a curated record. Lineage: Eukaryota; Viridiplantae; Streptophyta; Magnoliopsida; Fabales; Fabaceae. The transcript has a single exon. The coding region runs from base 1 to 843 and encodes 280 amino acids.